Messenger RNA from Exophiala bonariae, 621 nucleotides. RefSeq lists its product as uncharacterized. Lineage: Eukaryota; Fungi; Ascomycota; Eurotiomycetes; Chaetothyriales; Herpotrichiellaceae. Gene Ontology annotation, biological process: tRNA 5'-leader removal. Gene Ontology annotation, molecular function: ribonuclease P activity; ribonuclease P RNA binding. Gene Ontology annotation, cellular component: nucleolus; multimeric ribonuclease P complex; ribonuclease MRP complex. Bases 1 to 621 code for a protein of 206 amino acids. The transcript has a single exon. The record is from RefSeq and is a predicted model, not a curated record.
AUGGUUAGAAUAAAGCAGAGAUAUCUCCUCUUCAAUAUUCUCUACCCCUCCGAUCCCACAGCAACACAACCACUAUCCUACAUCUCCAUCCACCGUCCAAGCCCAAACCAUGUAACCUCGCGAAAUGUCCUCUCAACCCUCCGGAACAACAUCAGCAACAUUUUCGGCGAUCAUGGCUUAGGCGUGACGCAAUCCAGUCUGAAAAUCGUUUACUUCUCGCCCGCAACCUCAACCUGCAUUCUCCGCUGUCCACGAGCACAUUUCCGUCUGGUAUGGGCGAGUCUGACGUUCAUGGAUAGUCUACCCGGCGAACGCUAUGGUGAUCCACGGAUCAAAUGCGUCGUCCAGGUCGUUCGCGUCAGUGGCACAAUCCGCAAGAGUGAGGAAGAAUUGUUAAAACGCGCGAGGAGGGACGUGGUCCGAGCCAAGUUGGAAGGAACCGGCGAAGAAAAUGCGCUUCUUGAUAGCUUGGUGGGAACAAGUGAAGCAGGAACCUUGGAAAGAGGAAAAGUGAAGGUGAUGAAUCGUCUGCUGGACCGCAAUGUGGGCGAGGGAGGCAUCGAGGAUUUUGACGAUGGAGAAGAGGAGGAAGCGGCUGAAAUGACUGACACUGACGACUGA